Molecule: messenger RNA, 939 nt
Organism: Chelmon rostratus (copperband butterflyfish)
Lineage: Eukaryota; Metazoa; Chordata; Actinopteri; Chaetodontiformes; Chaetodontidae
Product: olfactory receptor 52B2-like
Exons: 1
Coding region: 1-939 (312 amino acids)
Biological process (GO): G protein-coupled receptor signaling pathway
Cellular component (GO): membrane
Molecular function (GO): G protein-coupled receptor activity; olfactory receptor activity
Source: RefSeq, a predicted model, not a curated record
AUGGACACUCUGUACAACAUAUCGUCUGUUUUGGUGGUACAUCGUUUCAGUCUAUCCCCUGAGACUGCCUUUCCUGCAUUUCUUUUUGCAACUCUGAGCUACAUGAUCAUACUUUUCAGCAACCUUUUUCUGAUCCUCACCAUCGUACUGAACAAAUCUCUGCAUCAGCCCAUGUAUCUAAUACUGCUGAACCUUCCCCUCAACGACCUCAUAGGCUCCUCAGCUCUCUUACCACAGGUCAUGACACAAAUACUGACAAACAGCACCACGAUGCCACACUCGGCAUGCGUUGCCCAAGCCUUCUUUAUCCACAUCUAUGCAGCAGGGACAGUGUUCAUUCUCAGUGCUAUGGCGUAUGAUAGGUACAAUGCCAUAUGUUGUCCUUUGAAAUACAAUGCAGUUAUGACAAAUGCUCACGUUAUGAGAAUAAUCACAGUUGUGUGGAUGGGCACUCUGGUUUUAACGGGUGUGCUUUUUAUCCUGCUGUUGCGUUUACCCCGCUGUCGAUCUGAGCUGACACACCCCUACUGCGACAAUCCAAGUUUGCUGGCUCUGGUCUGUGCCGACACGACCGUCAACAACAUUUACGGGCUUUUCACAGUCGCUCUGACACAAGUCAUAGCUAACGGGAUGAUCUUGUACACAUAUCUCCAGAUCCUCAUCACAUGCUUCAGGUCCAAACGAUCAGACACAAAAUCCAAAGCUCUGCAGACGUGUGCCACACAUCUAGCUGUUUUUCUCCUGUUGGAGUGUCUGGGUCUUUUCACCAUCAUAUCAUACAGAAUUAAGAACAUUUCGCCACAUUUGAGGAGAUUCAUGGGGAUGUCCACGUUAAUCUUCCCUCCGACGUUUAACCCAAUCAUCUACGGACUGAAAACAAAAGAAAUUCGAGAGAAAAUGCAGCACUUUUUAAGGAAUAAAAUCCUUCCACCUUUAUGA